GUGAAUACUGUUCUCCUCAGUCGCUGUAUAUCCGCUCAUUAUACAGGUUCCGGGGCCCCUGUGAUCCCAGGCAGCUGCCCCGGCCCCUCAGUCCAGUGUGCGGCCCAGGUCUCCCCAGGUAUCCAGGUUCCGGGCGGGGUCGGGAGUUGCAUAAGACUCCGGGCAGAUUGCUGCAGAGUGCGGGGUCUCCUGUCCCGUGUUCUCCUACAGGUACGGGGUCUCCCGGGCCUCCUGACAGGGGACGUGGCCUCAGCGCUGUACAGAAGAGGGGCCCCCGAGGAGACAAGUCUACAGGGUCUCCCCAGCUGACUGGGUGGUUGUGGCCCCUGACUCCAGCUCAUUGUUGGGUUCCCUCUAGAGCCCCCCUGUACCCUGCCAUGGAGGGGCCAGAGGCGGUGGAGGGGCCGCACCUGCUGAACCUGUCCCGCAUGGGCCUGGAGCACCUGAGCCUGGAGCAGGUCCCCGAGGAGCGGAGACGUGACGCCCACCAGCUCUUCCUGCCCCACAACCGCCUGGUGGUCCUGCCGCCCUCCGUGGCCCUCUUCUCCCAGCUGCAGCUCCUGGACGUCAGUAACAAUGGGUUGGCCUACAUCGGGGACGAGAUCCUGGGCCUCAGCCACCUCCGGACCCUGCUGGCCAAGAACAACCGCCUGGACGAGUUCUCCCUGCCCAAGGAGAUGGGCACCAUGAGGCUGGAGACCGUCAACUUCAGUGGGAACCAAUUCGAGGAGCUGCCCACCCAACUGCUCCAGAUGGCGACCCUCAAAACGCUGUCCCUGGGGGGCAACCGGCUGAAGAGCAUCCCGGCCGAGAUCGAGAAUGUCACCAGCCUGGAGUUCCUGUACCUGGGGGGGAAUUUUAUCUCGUACAUCCCCCCAGAACUGGCAAACCUGCGCUACCUGAGCUGCCUGGUGCUGUGCGACAACCGGAUCCAGAGCGUGCCCCCGCAGCUGGCGCAGUUACACUCCUUACGGUCCCUGAGCCUCCACAAUAACCUCCUCACCUACCUCCCCCGGGAGAUCCUGAGCCUCAUCCGCCUGCAGGAGCUCAGUCUGCGCGGGAACCCCCUGGUGGUGAGAUUUGUGCGCGACCUGACCUACACCCCGCCCACCCUCCUGGAGCUGGCGGCACGAACAAUCAAGAGCCGAGGGAUGACUUACUGCCCCCGAGAGCUGCCCGAGAACUUAGUCGGAUACCUCGACCUUGCCAGCAAGUGUCCCAACCCCAAGUGUGCAGGUGUGUACUUCGAUAGUUGUGUGCGUCACAUAAAGUUUGUGGAUUUCUGCGGGAAGUACCGCCUGCCGCUCAUGCAUUACCUCUGCUCCCCCGAGUGCUCGUCCCCCUGCAGCUCCGUCUCCUCACAGAGUGAGUCUGACUCUGAGGAUGAGGCCAGUGUCGCCGCCCGCAGGAUGCAGAAGGUACUUCUGGGCUGAUCGACCUCCAUGGACUUCAGGGAUGGAUGAAGACUUCCUCUCCUUAAUCCAAUGGAUGUGACUCUGUGGGCACCAGGUGGUUCUGACCGCGCCGCGUCCUGCGCCCCCGGCCGCCAUCGUACCUUCACCUCCCACGACUGGGAAGAGACAUAACAGUUUUCGUGGAACCGGUCUCCAUAGCGAUGAACGCCUCAUCAUAGCGGUGCCUUCUGGUCAUGUGACUUUUUCUAUAUCUGAACACCGCUGUGGCUGGGUGACCCCCUUGUAUAGUAUGUAGAUACUAACCUGUAUGGACUACAACUCCCAGCAUGUACUAUAGACUAUGAACUUGUAAUAGACGUGUAUAAGCAGAAAUGUUAUAAUGUAUUGAUCGUCUAUGGGAGUGAUGGAUCCUGCGUCACAGCGCCCCUAGUGGUCAGGAGGUUCAUAUUAGAACUCCACAUUUCAUCCCUACGUUUUUUAUUUUUCUGCGUGACACAGCGCUGGCUGCCAUUAGGGGUGUGGCCUAAUAUUCCUAUUACUGCCCAUAUAUUUAGUGCCUUAAAACGGCCACACCUCCUUACAAUCAAGUGACCCCCGUAUUGACCGCCAUGAUGAUUGACAGCUCGGGUGAUGCCGCCAUAACAGGAUAUGCAAAUAAGAGCCUUUAGAAGGCCCCACCCCCUGUAAAAGUAGCAAUAACUCUAGGGCUCUCCAACCCUUGUGAAACUACAACUCCCAGCAUGCUCUGACAGCUCUGGGCUUUCCAUACAUGCUGGGAGUUGUAGUUCUUCAGCCGCCGGAGACCAGUGAUGGGAUAAAUUCAGUGUCACCUGUCGGACCCAACGCCCCUCCGCGCGCCUGAUCUAAUGGAAACCUUCUUGUACUAAAACCGCCGGCUGAAUAAAGUUGCGUAGAUUUGG
Hyla sarda is the source of this 2335-nucleotide messenger RNA. It is a transcript of the gene LRRC58, whose product is annotated as leucine rich repeat containing 58. Gene Ontology annotation, molecular function: protein binding. The coding region runs from base 378 to 1433 and encodes 351 amino acids. The record is from RefSeq and is a predicted model, not a curated record. The transcript has 4 exons. Lineage: Eukaryota; Metazoa; Chordata; Amphibia; Anura; Hylidae.